AGGAACUGUACCAUACCAUAUGAGAACUGAAAUUGUCAAUCCCGAAUUGUCUUGCCUUGUCUGCUUUGGUUUACUUCAAUUUUUCUUCAUUCUGGUAUUUUGUAGAAAGAGAUAUAAAAAAAUAUGCGGUUUUUACAGUUUAGUGAUGAAAAGUCAACGAGGAUUGGAGUCGAAAUUGUGGAGGAUGGUGACAUUGUGGACAUCAGUGAAGUGGAUUCAUCGAUUCCUAGCGAUAUGAAAUCGUUUAUUGAAGGAGGCGAAGACAUGCUUGCAGCUGCCAAACAAGCUGUUGCUAGUGGAAAUGGUGUAAUAAAGAGAGAUAGAACGAAGGUCAAGGCUCCAAUCAAGAAUCCAGAAAAAAUAAUCUGUUUAGGAAUGAAUUAUGCUGACCAUUGCUUUGAGCAAAAUAAACCCAUACCUGAAAGACCACUUCUAUUUUUCAAACUUCCUAAUUCUAUAAUUGGUCAGGGAGAUGAUAUUAUCUGUCCAGAUAUUGUUGAAGAGUUAGAUUACGAAGUAGAGUUGGCAAUUGUCGUUGGGAAAACGUGUCAUUGUAUAAAGGAGGAAGACGCUAUGGACUAUGUCUUUGGAUAUACAGUAGCACAUGACGUCAGCGCCAGGGACUGGCAAUUACGUAAAAAUAACGGUCAGUGGGGACUGGGGAAGACAUUUGAUACAUUUUGUCCUCUUGGACCUGUCAUCGUGCAAAAGAAUGGACUGUCAGAUCCACACAAGUUAGGAAUCAGAUGUCGUGUAAACAAGAUUACAGCACAGGAUUCCAAUACUGAACAAAUGGUCUUUAAAACAGCUGCGGCAGUUUCUUAUAUAUCACAAUUCAUGACGCUCAAAGCAGGAGACGUGAUACUAACCGGUACCCCUCCUGGUGUGGGCUGUUUUAAGACCCCCCCUGUUUUCCUUAAAGAUGGUGACGUAGUUGAAGUUGAAAUCGACGAAAUUGGUUGUCUAUCAAAUACAGUACGACAAUUUGAAAGAACAAACUAAAUCAAUGAUUUCACAUGCACAGACUGUAACCAGACACCUUUCUAUCUCUCAUAAUUUUUGAAUUUAUUGAAAUAUAAAAUAAAAUACGAAUGAAUUACAAA
Molecule: messenger RNA, 1103 nt
Organism: Xenia sp. Carnegie-2017
Lineage: Eukaryota; Metazoa; Cnidaria; Anthozoa; Malacalcyonacea; Xeniidae
Product: fumarylacetoacetate hydrolase domain-containing protein 2-like
Exons: 6
Coding region: 124-1002 (292 amino acids)
Molecular function (GO): hydro-lyase activity
Source: RefSeq, a predicted model, not a curated record